UCUCUCUGCUACAGAGGACUUCAUGUUGAUAUUCAAUGACAAUUGUGAAUAAUUUACCACUCCUUCAACACUCUGUGACACUACCGUAACUACUCCUCACUCUUAGAUUGGGCUCUGUCCAUCCCUCAUUCUCAGCCCAAUCCAUGGAGUUCGUUUAAUGCUUCAAGAGACGCUUAGCAGUGUCAAGUUCAGCCCAGAAUGGGUCGAGACGCGUACCUCUUCAGGCUUGCAUUUGGCCGCUCCUACACUGAACCUCCCGAGGAUGACGUCCUCCAACGCCAUCCCAGUAUCCUUUACGACAACUCGAGCAGUCCGAACCCGCAGAAUACUACAGCAGCACCACCACGGCAAUUCUAUGAUGAUCGUGGCCACUCCGUCAAUCGUAACUCGCGGCGGUACGCUCGAGCUCUACGUGCUGCUCAGAAUGAUGUGCUAGCAGCAGUGGGUGUAGUAGUUCGCAACGGCAGCAAGGAACCCAGAGGACCAAAAGAGGAAGAACUGGCAGCCAUGGCUCAGGAUGAACAUAUGUCGGGCCUGGUUAUGAGCUAUAUUGCUCCUUACGUGGAGAAGUUUCUGCUGCAUUGGCUUCAUGCCUUGAAACACAAGGCUUUGGUCUAUCCUAUGCUCUCGAACAUACCGGUCAUUGCGUUUGCAAGGAGUGAAAUAUCAUCCUAUGGUUAUCGCCAUUUCCUUUUUGCGGGACUCUCAACCUAUUUCGUCCAUUCACUUCUACGCUACCCUGAUUGGUUGUCGUUUGCGUUUGAGGGGCUAGAUGCACUUGUGCAAGCUACCGUCUCGUCUUCAAGAAAGAGAAGAGCGUAUGAUAAAUGGAAGCCCAUUGUCCGUGACAUCCUCGAGCACUCCAUGAAAAUUGUGGCGCUUCCAUUCGAGCUGUAUUAUCUUCACCAGACGCUUGGCGUUGCUCCAACAUCAUCCUUGCUACCUCCUUGGAAGAUAUUCUCUUCCACGCUCACAUCGCUUGUAUGGCCGUUGUCCGGAUCGUGGAAAAUUUUAACUAGCGGCCGAAUCCCCCCCAUCCCUCUAGCGCCAGCUUGCAUGGGGUUGUUGACGUAUAACAUGGCGACCUCGAUUCUGGUCACUGUCAUAUUCAGAACCAUGCGAGACUCAGUCCUCCGGCCGGCAAGCAAACAGUGGCUUGCAAGGCGGCGUGGCUAUAAGAACACCCUAUCGGAGACGAUCGAGCAAUUGUUCGAGGAAGAUGCGCAGCCAUGGAGGCCAUUCACACGCCGUUUCAGUCCCGUAUUUCAGUCCAUCAUGAAUACAUUGGGUUGGGGCUGGAAACGACAUGAACUGACCAGGACUCCACUGGCGGAGCUACCCUCGGAUCUCGAGCUCGAGAGGGAGGCAGAGGUCUUAGCUUGGCCGUCUUUCGACCCGGAUAUCCUCGCUUACAUCCCCCCGGAAGCAUUAACAAGAGUUCAUGGCGACCGUGUAACCUCUGUCAUCCAUGAUGGGAUCUCAAACAGAGAAUGGGAAACUAACGGGAAUAUGCCAUCGAACCCGAACGCCGCUCCUGCAGCAGGUUCAAACAAUACCAGGCGGCCACCAAGACAUUCCGCUGCUUCAUCAACCACUGAUCCACCAUCACCGGCCGCUAACAGCGACGCAACCAUUCGAAUCACCUCCUCGGAUUCUCAUACUGGCGUGGUAAACUUGGAAAUCGGUCUGCCGGAUCAUCCAGCCCCAUCCACUCAACUGCAAUCUUCCUCAGCACAUCCCCGACAUCGCAUCAGGCGCACCGUCACCGACACCCCCCGUUUCAACCCCGACCUCUUCACCUCGCCUCCAUCUCCCACCCCCGAUGCACUAUCUAUCGACCCCGAACCUCCUCAAAGCCCUUCCGCAACUACUUACAUUACUCCAGCAACUCCCUCCUCCGGGGCACCACCCCCUUCAGACGCUGAAAACCGCCCACCAAAUUCCCACUCCCUCAUGCCUAUGCCUCCCGAGGCUACCCACUCCGAAGAAGCCGCCAUCCCCGCCAUCUACGCACACUUCCGCGCCGAAAUCACCCGGCAGCGCCACAAAAUCCUCCACCGCCGCAUCCAGCACCGCCACCAGCGCGUCACCAUGCUAUCGCUGUACAUGUCCGACAACCUCGCGUCGCUGAUAACGAGCAAGCUGGUUAACGCGCUCACGCUGCCGUGGCGCGCGUGGAUGUUGCGGGAGGUGGCGCGGCAGGCAAUAGGGGGGAUGGUGCAUCCGGGAUAUGGGAGGGUGGGGAACGUGGGGUUGGGGUUGGUAGGAGGUGGGGUGGGGUGGGGUUGGGGUGUGAUGGGGAGGGUGGCGCUGUUGGAGGCGGUGCAGAUGCUUUUGGAGAUGGGGAUUUGGAUGGGGGAGUGGGGGGUGGUGAGGUUUAUUGGGUUACGAAGCUUCAGAUGGGGGGAAGUUUGA
Molecule: messenger RNA, 2415 nt
Organism: Eremomyces bilateralis CBS 781.70
Lineage: Eukaryota; Fungi; Ascomycota; Dothideomycetes; Eremomycetales; Eremomycetaceae
Exons: 4
Coding region: 199-2415 (738 amino acids)
Source: RefSeq, a predicted model, not a curated record